AUCCUUUUCCUUGGCAUUUGGUCUUCACAUCUUCACCUCGCAUUCCCUACUCUCUCCACUCCUUCUCCAUCACUCCUCCACUUCUUCACUCAUCAACACCUUAAUUCAUCCACACCUCCACACCUCGACUCGCCACACACAACUACCAUAUCAUCAAUGGCUGCCCCUGCUUACACUCCCGUUGGAACAAACCCCUUCACCGGCGGAUUCCCCUCAGAUGAGGCCUCCGCCGCCGUCUCAUCUGCCUCGGCCUUUGGACUCGGCUAUCUCCGAAAGUUCCGCGAGGAACGUCUCUCGUCCUUGAGGCCCGUCUCAGAGUUUUUUGACAAAAACCGCUUCUCCAUGCCCACAAGCUUCUCAAAUGUCACCUCAAGAUUCAACUACAACCUCAACUACUUUCAGGGCAACUAUUUCUUGAUGUUCCUUGCCAUCACCAUCUACAGCCUGAUCACGAAUUUCAUGCUCCUGUUCAGUGUCGUCUUCGUUUUCGGUGGCAUGCACUUCCUCCAGAGAGUUCCUCCAGAGGGUAUCACCAUCGGUCAGUCCAGGUUCCAGGCCAGUCAAUUGAAGAUGGGCUUGAUCAUCAUCUCGGUGAUCCUGUUCUUCCUUAGUUCAACAGUUGGCACCGUAUUCUGGAUCGUUGGCGCCGGCGCUUUCUUCAUCUUAGGACAUGCAGCAGUGAUGCAGGAGGGCGUUGAAGGAGACUUUGUUGCCAUUGUCUGAUUGUCUUGGUGUCAAACAAGACCGUUUGUGGAAUUUUUAUAUUCCUAUCAUCCAUCUCUCAUCUCUCAUCUCCAUUUUCAUUCAAAUAAUAAACCUGCCUUUGUAAUGUAAUG
Messenger RNA from Gamsiella multidivaricata, 836 nucleotides. RefSeq names its product PRA1 family protein-domain-containing protein. The coding region runs from base 157 to 723 and encodes 188 amino acids. The record is from RefSeq and is a predicted model, not a curated record. The transcript is spliced from 4 exons. Lineage: Eukaryota; Fungi; Mortierellomycota; Mortierellomycetes; Mortierellales; Mortierellaceae. Gene Ontology annotation, cellular component: Golgi apparatus.